AUGGCACCUGUUCAAAGCACUGAAAAAGCAUCUUCCGUUACAUUGGAUAAGAUCAAAAAGUCAUUCGAAGACAAGGACUGGAAGUUUUACUGCGCUGUCGCUGCUGGUUUGACCCUUGCAGGCGCUGGUGCUUACUACCUUACUUCAGGUAGUAGCAAGAAGGGUAAGAAAAAGCCUAUAUCCAAGAGAGAAGUUGAAAAGGAGACAACCAGCACCACAUCUUCUGGAAAAGCCCCUGUCACCCCGGCUACUGCUACCACACCAGCUGAAAAUGCUACCACUACCACCACUACCACCACUACUACCGAAACCACCACUACCACCACUGCCCCUGAUUAUGCCACUUUAUCCGAGGCUGAAAUUGCUGCUUUAACCGACGAGCAACGUGCUGAAGCUGCUCAAUCUCUCAAGACAAAGGGUAACGCCAAGUUCAGUGGCAAAUCUUAUGAAGAAGCUGCUGAAUUGUAUACUUUGGCUCUCAAAUACAAGGCAGAUCCCAUCUUUUUCUCCAACCGUGCUGCUUGUUAUGCCAAUUUAGGUUUCAAUGAUCGCGUUAUUGAGGAUUGCAAUGAAGCUCUGCGCUUGGAUCCCGUCUACGUCAAGGCAUUGAACAGACGUGCUCAUGCAUUGGAGAAGAAGGGCGAUUUGGAAAACUCUCUCUAUGAUUUCACCUGUGUCUGUAUCCUCGAUGCUUUCAAGAAUGAUGCUGCUAGUAAGGCCAUGGAACGUGUUUUAAAGCUUGUUUCAGAAAACAGAGCCAAGGAAAUUAUGAAGACCAAGAAGCCUCGUUUGCCUUCUCCUACUUUUGUCAGUGCCUAUCUUGACUCUUUCCGUCCUGUUGUUCAAGAUUUAGCCAGUAUCCCUGAUGAGGAGACUGGCGAUGCUUAUUAUGCAAAGGCUUAUCGUGCUAUUGCCGAGAAGGAUUACAGCGGUGCUUUGGAAGCAUGUGAAAAGGCUGUCGAGUUGGGUUGUUCCAAGACUUAUCAAGCUUAUGCAUUGAAUUUGAUGGGUACCUUUGCUUUCUUGAAGGGUAACACAGCUGAUGCAUUGACUUGGUUCAACAAGGCUAUUGAGGCUGAUCCCAAGUAUGUUCAAAGUUACAUUAAGCGUUCUAGCAUUUACAUGGAACAAGGUGAUGUGGAGACUACAUUCAAGCAGUUUGAAGAUGCCGUCGCCAUCAACCCCAGUGAUCCUGAUAUUUAUUACCACAGAGGUCAAGUCAACUAUAUCAGUGGCAACUACGACGCUGCUGCCAAGGAUUAUAGCGAAAGCAUCAAGUUGGAUGAUUCCUUUGUGUACGCUCACAUUCAACUCGGUGUCGUUCAAUACAAGCUCGGUUCUAUUUCCUCAUCCAUGUCUACUUUCAACAACACGCUCAAAAAGUUUGCCAACAGCACUGAUGUUCACAACUACUAUGGUGAGCUUUUGGUAGAUCAACAAAAAUUGCCCGAGGCCAUUGACAUGUUUGGCAAGGCCAUGACCUUGGACCCCAAGAAUCCUCUUCCCUAUAUCAACAAGGCCAUGUUAAUGUAUCAAGUGAUGGGUAACAUUGAAGAAGCUACUCAAUUAUGUCAAAGCGCUUUAGAAGUUGAUCCUGCUUGUGAUGCCGCUGUUGCAUCUCUUGCUCAAAUCCUCUUGGAACAAGGCAAACCCGAAGAAGCUCUCAAGUACUAUGAAAUGGCCAUCAAUUUAGCCAGAACUGAAGCUGAAUUGGAGCAUGCCAUCUCUUACGUGGAAGCUACCAAGACUCAAACUCGAUUUGCCAAUGAUUUCCCUGAUGCCGCUGCUAAAUUGAAGGCAUUGAGAGGUUAA
This is a messenger RNA of Mucor velutinosus, 1812 nucleotides long. RefSeq lists its product as uncharacterized. Gene Ontology annotation, cellular component: mitochondrial outer membrane. Lineage: Eukaryota; Fungi; Mucoromycota; Mucoromycetes; Mucorales; Mucoraceae. Gene Ontology annotation, molecular function: protein binding; transmembrane protein transporter activity. The record is from RefSeq and is a predicted model, not a curated record. Gene Ontology annotation, biological process: protein import into mitochondrial matrix; protein insertion into mitochondrial inner membrane. The transcript has 7 exons. Bases 1 to 1812 code for a protein of 603 amino acids.